AUCAGGUAUGUUUGGUCCCAGCAUUGGGCUCCGUCAACCGUUGCUGCCGCGAGAGUUUCUGCGUCCUCGCGAUCGUCGCAAACAACGACUCAAGUUUCAACAUAUCUAACAUCGUCACACAGUGCAGUUGAUUGCUCAUUACGUAUCCCAAAAUGCCCCUCACACGGCCCAACCCGCGAUUCCUCGCCCGCACAAACCGUAUCUUCACCUCGCAAAUACGAACAUACGCUGCACCAGGCGACGGCGUGAUCCCACCCGCGAAGAAGAAGUAUGUUCCGACUUCAGGCACAUACCCGCUCGGGUUCAAGGCUGGAAGUGCGCAUGUUGGUGUCAAGGCGUCCAAUACCCGCUUCGACGAUCUCGCCCUUAUCGCAUCCGAUACUCCAUGCGCAGGAGCAGCCGUCUUCACAACGAACAAGUUCCAAGCCGCUCCAGUCACUGUCAGCAGGGACAUGCUAAAGAAGAGGAAGGGCGAGGGCAUCCGGGCUGUCGUAGUGAAUUCAGGAUGCGCCAACGCAGUGACGGGGCGUGGGGGCAUUGAGGAUGCUAUAUCCAUGGGCCAAGAAACCGACAAGUGCUUCAUACAAGACAACAACGGGCAGGACGACCUGAAAGGAAGCCGAAGCAUUGUCAUGAGUACCGGUGUCAUCGGUCAGCGCCUGCCCAUUGACAAGAUUACCUCAAAAAUACCCACUGCAUACUACAAUCUCGGAGACACGCACGAACACUGGCUAGGCACCGCACGUGCAAUCUGUACAACUGACACGUUUCCCAAGCUCGUCUCAAAGACAUUUUCGUUACCGAGCACUCAACAAGAAUACCAUAUUGCGGGUAUGACUAAGGGCGCAGGCAUGAUCCAUCCCAACAUGGCCACGCUUCUAGGCAUAAUCUGCACAGACGCCCCCGUCGCCCCUUACCUGCUCCGUCAAGCACUUGUCGCCGCCAUUGGAAAGUCAUUCAAUAGCAUUUCCAUUGAUGGUGACACAUCCACCAACGACACAGUAGCUAUCCUAGCCAACGGUGCCGCCGGUGGACAGCCCAUUACCUCAGCCGAUUCCAAAGACUUUGCCGCUUUCCAAAAAGUCCUCACGGACUUCUCGAUUGACCUGGCGAAGCUGGUGGUCAGAGACGGAGAAGGUGCGACAAAAUUCGUCACCAUCAAGGUGACAAAUGCCGCGUCGUACAAGGAUGCUCACCGCGUAGCCUCCACCAUCGCGCGUUCACCGCUCGUCAAGACAGCCUUGUACGGAAAGGACGCAAAUUGGGGCCGUAUCCUGUGCGCGACGGGCUACGCCGAAGGCGUUGAUUCUGUUGUUCCCGAAGAGACGAGCGUAAGCUUUGUCCCCACGGACGGCAGUGAGGAGUUGAAGCUACUUGUCAAGGGUGAGCCUGAGCAAGUUGAUGAGAACAGGGCAGCCAAGAUUCUAGAGGCUGAAGAUUUGGAGAUCAAGGUUAGGCUGAGUGAAAAGGAAGGCGAGGAGGCUGUCUUCUGGACGUGUGAUUUUAGUCACGAGUAUGUCACUAUCAACGGUGAUUACCGGACAUGAGGAAAUGUAGAUACAGAAUCUUAUUGAGCGAUUCAUCUAUUUCUGCAGCCGGAGUAUGUAUGCAUCGUGUUCCGUAUGGUGGUUGCCCAUGCUCAGGACUUCUGCGGAUCACAAUCCUGUGAACUUUUCUCUGUCCAUACAAAAGCCAAGAUCCCAAAAACUGCUACAUACGACCACAGGCAAAGGAUUACUCCGGAUCCCGUCCGCUCUCCACACGAUAAACCUUUAACCGGCGAAUUAGUAGUCAGGUGGGUGACCACUGGCGAAUAAUCGCUGUUGUAUGUUUUUUUGCACAUGCUCAAGCCACUUGAGCAAACAUGAGCUUACGCCUCUACCUUUUCCGGAU
Alternaria rosae is the source of this 1893-nucleotide messenger RNA. RefSeq lists its product as uncharacterized. Gene Ontology annotation, cellular component: mitochondrial matrix. Bases 153 to 1547 code for a protein of 464 amino acids. The transcript has a single exon. Gene Ontology annotation, molecular function: L-glutamate N-acetyltransferase activity, acting on acetyl-L-ornithine as donor; L-glutamate N-acetyltransferase activity, acting on acetyl-CoA as donor. The record is from RefSeq and is a predicted model, not a curated record. Gene Ontology annotation, biological process: L-arginine biosynthetic process; L-ornithine biosynthetic process. Lineage: Eukaryota; Fungi; Ascomycota; Dothideomycetes; Pleosporales; Pleosporaceae.